This is a messenger RNA of Brachypodium distachyon (stiff brome), 1464 nucleotides long. RefSeq names its product 50S ribosomal protein L15. Gene Ontology annotation, biological process: translation. Gene Ontology annotation, molecular function: structural constituent of ribosome. The record is from RefSeq and is a predicted model, not a curated record. Gene Ontology annotation, cellular component: mitochondrial large ribosomal subunit. The coding region runs from base 101 to 994 and encodes 297 amino acids. NCBI's taxonomy places the organism in Eukaryota, Viridiplantae, Streptophyta, Magnoliopsida, Poales, Poaceae. The transcript is spliced from 4 exons.
CGCAUCGCAGAACAGUCCGAAAGAAAGACCGAAAGAACCCUAAACCCCUCGCGCACCCAACCCGGCGGAGGAAGCCGGCCGCCAGCCCACACCAGCAGCCAUGUUGCGCCGCGCCUCCCAGCUGCUCCGCAGCACCCCCACCGUCGCCGUGCUCGCCCGCCGCCUCCCACAGCCGCAACGGCACCCUCUUCCAACCCCACCCACCCACCUCCUGCCGGCCCCAAGGCUCGCAUCAUACUUCUACGCCACCCAGGCCGCGGCGGCGCCAGCGGCACGGGCGCCGAAAGCGCAGCGGCCGCUGCGGACGGUGGGGAGCCUGCUGCGGCUAAAUGACCUCCGCGACAACCCGGGGGCGACGAAGCAGAAGACCCGCAAGGGCCGCGGGAUCGGCUCCGGGAAGGGCAAGACCGCGGGGCGCGGGCACAAGGGCCAGAAGGCGCGCGGCACCGCUCGGUUCGGCUUCGAGGGCGGCCAGACCCCGCUGCGCCGCCGCCUCCCACGCCGCGGCUUCAAGAACCGCUUCUCGCUCACGUUCCAGCCAUGUGGACUGGGGAAAAUUGCAAAGCUCAUCAAUGCUGGAAAAAUUGACUCUUCUGAAUUGAUCACAAUGAAGACACUGAAGGAUACAAGUGCCAUCGGAAAGCAAAUAAAAGAUGGGAUUCGGUUAAUGGGCCGUGGAGCAGAAGAAAUCAAGUGGCCAAUUCACCUUGAGGUAUCAAGGGCGACCGCAAGGGCAAAAGCUGCAGUUGAAGCAGCUGGCGGAACGGUAAGAUUGGUGUAUUACAACAAGCUUGGAUUCAGGGCACUUCUCAAACCUGAGUGGUUUGCAAAGAAGGGCCGCCUUAUACCAAAAGCAGCAAGGCCGCCACCAAAGCAACGGGACAGGACCGAUAGCAUUGGCCGACUACCUGCCCCGACGAAGCCACUUCCCUUCACACAGGAGGAAUUAGAGUUUGCAGCAAAGCGCGAAGCUGCCAAAGUGAUUGCUGCAUAGGAGGGAGCAAGUAACAAAUUGGUCCUGCACUUCAUUAUUCUACACACUGAAGAAGUCCCUCGGAACUUCUAUUGCACGAGUCUUGAAUUGGGCAUGUAUAAGAGUCAUCUGUUCUCUGCUGUAGUUGUAUUCCUUGUGGGAUUCUUCCUUCACAGGUUUCUGUGUUCGCCUGUCAUUUAGACAUUUUCUUCUGAUGCAGUCGUAUCACCUCCACCUGGUUAGCGCCGGGCGGCUGGGGCGCAUAUGACCCCACUGCACUGCAUGCCACUUUUGACCCAAGACAACAAAAACGAGCCUUGCUGCAAGGCGACACUCAUGUUCUGGGCAAUAAAUAGUAUAAUACCUGUAAACCAGGAUCAGGAUGAUGUUGACAUAUAUGUGCUGUUCUAAAGCAACGGUUCUCUGCAUUUAAGAGGACUUCUGCAUUGAGUUUCGAAUAAUCUGAUGUUUAAGAGAACAUUUUGCGUUCA